This is a messenger RNA of Anthonomus grandis grandis, 1286 nucleotides long. Its product is annotated as heparan sulfate 2-O-sulfotransferase pipe-like. Gene Ontology annotation, cellular component: membrane. Lineage: Eukaryota; Metazoa; Arthropoda; Insecta; Coleoptera; Curculionidae. Gene Ontology annotation, molecular function: sulfotransferase activity. The transcript has 5 exons. The record is from RefSeq and is a predicted model, not a curated record. The coding region runs from base 96 to 1118 and encodes 340 amino acids.
UUCACCUUCUGGUCGGUAAUGUGCUGUAUGGUACUACCAAAGCAGAAAUCGACUGACCCAGUAACGCUACGGGCGGAUAAUUUUUUUCUUAAAAAAUGAUUCGCCGAAGACGCAUUAAAAUCUGUCAUUUAUUUUUAAUUUGGCUCGGUUUAUUAAUAACUGGCGCCUUCAUUUAUAAAACUAGUGAUAUAUCGAGUGAUUUUAACGAAUUAGUUAAAAACAAAAUACCAAAAAAGACGCUCUUAAGUGUCGCGAGUACUGUGAACGUUAGUUCGACCACGGAAGUUCAAAGAAAACCAUCUUCAGCCACUCCAGUGACGAAACGGGUUACAAAAUCGAUGUCCCAAUUGGGAAAAAUGGACGAGAUCAAUAAGCAUUUCUUAUUUUUGAAUAGUGUGCCGAAAAGUGGGUCGGAAAUUUUGAUUUUUUUACUUGAGAGGAUACAGGGUGGAAACAACUUUAAACAUGUGAGAUUGAAGGGAGGUAAUAGGCGAAGAUUAAAUCAGAUUCAACAGGAAGAACUCGUUGAAGAAAUCUACGAUGUACGUCAAAAUCUAGCUGUCCCACUCAGUUUCGACCGACCGGUAUAUUUCCUAGACUUUUCCAAAGUCGACAAGCAAAUGCCCACGUACGUGAACCUCAUAAGGCACCCGGUGGCGAAAGUGAUGUCUAGAGCGUUUUCAAAGAAAACUGACACCUACGAUAGUUACUUCAUGAGAUGUCUUCUGGACGCGCAGCGUAAUUGUAACUUCAAGAGUGGAAGACCUUAUGACCUCACUAUUCCUUACUUUUGCGGACACGAUGAGCGUUGCAUGUUCCUCAACAACCAGUGGGCUCUCGAGAGGGCAAAAGAGAACGUUGAAAAGUACUAUAAGGUGGUGGGCGUUCUUGAGGAAUUAAACGUUACCCUACAUACUUUAGAGGGUGAAAUUCCGCAGUUUUUUAGGGGGGCCAAAGAGGUUUAUCAGCGACAUUUAUUGGAUAUAUACAAUCAUAAAAAGGAACCUGAGGUACCGGAGGACGUACGUCGGUCCCUUGAAGAAUCGUUAGUUAAGGAAAUUGAGUUUUAUGAAUGGAUUAAGAGGAGACUUUUAAGCAAUGUAUAUGCAAAUAGUUAGUAAGGUAUCUGUAUUAUGUGAUUUUUGAAUCGCCCUGUAUUAUAUUACCGAAUAUAUUGUUUUUGUUUUUAAGCUAAAUAUGUAAAUUAAGACAACUUAUAUACGUAGUUACUGGACAUGACAAAGGUAAGACUGAUCGAUUUGUAGAAAUAAAGUGAAGUAAAUCUA